AUUGCCAACGGUGCGAUGGGAGCAAUCCACGCUGGGGUCUGGCGCGGGAGGAAAAUUGCUGCCAAGCAACUCCACGACUGCACCGGGGAUGCCGCCAUCGCCCUGCGAGAGGAGGUGGAGGUGCAUGCGGCGCUCUCUCACAUCAACAUCGUCGAGUUGCUUGGCGCGAGCCUCGCCCCACCCCACUGCUGCGUCGUCAUGGAGCUGUGCACCCGCUCGCUCUUUGAGCGCGUGCACGGCUGCAGGGAGGGCCUCGGCCGCCGACUCAGCCUGAGGUUGGCGGCGCAGGUUGCCUCGGGCCUGGCGUACCUGCACUCGCGCGCCCCACCGGUGGUGCACCGCGACAUCAAGUCGCACAAUGUCCUGCUCUGCGGCGACACGACCGCAAAGAUAUGCGACUUUGGCCUGGUGCGAAGCAAGGAGCCCACGGCGGGCACUCCCAACUAUAUGCCGCCUGAGACUUUCCUCGCCCAGCCCGGCUGCGGCGGGGUGGACGUCUUUGCGCUUGGCAUCCUGCUCAACGAGCUGUUUUCGAGCGAGGUGCCGUGGGAUGGGUACGAACCCAUGAACAUC
This is a messenger RNA of Emiliania huxleyi CCMP1516, 573 nucleotides long. RefSeq lists its product as hypothetical. Lineage: Eukaryota; Haptophyta; Isochrysidales; Noelaerhabdaceae. Gene Ontology annotation, molecular function: protein kinase activity; ATP binding. The transcript has a single exon. The annotation marks the transcript as partial. The record is from RefSeq and is a predicted model, not a curated record. Gene Ontology annotation, biological process: protein phosphorylation.